ACAUAACUUGUUCUUUUGUAUUAUACUCUUAUAAUCUCAUUUGCUUUGGUUGCUCGUGUGUGACUGUGAGGCCAUUGGCGCAGUUCUACUUUCUCAGCACUGCUCUCUGGAACAUUCUCUUGAGAAAAGAGUGAGUUUUUGUUUUUGUUUGACCUUUUUGGAGUGGGGUACUGAGGAAUCAGUGUUUGGUUUGCCCCAAAACAAUGGUGCAAGGUGUUUCAUUGAGCACUCUGGCAACCUGUGGAAAGAGCAGGCUCUGUGGAUCAUCCCCAUCUUGGAUGGCACCCUUUGAGCCAUUUAAGAGAUCCCAAAUUACCUCUGCCACUGGCAAACAAUUGGUUUGGAACCAUUCUGUGCAGAGGUUAUUCUUAAUUGGGUACCCUUAUGUUUCAAGGCACAGUGGUUUUAAGGCUGAAGCAGCAUGGAUGUUCAGAGGGGGAGAACAACGGUCGGAUGCAAGUUCAGAGCACAGUGAAAGUGCUAAUGAGGAUAUCUUGAUGUUCUUCUUUCAGCUGGACUUGGCCACUAGAGUACAGUAUGCUUUAAAUAUGGAGCAGUAUGACAUUGCACAGCAGCUGAGAAACAAGCUUACUGAGGUUGAAGAAGAGGUAAUCAAGCAACAACAAUCAAAAAGGGGAUUAUCUUCAAAAAGUGAAGCUCAAGAUAAAGCUCUAAGUAUUAUACGUCUUCGUUCAGACCUCCAGAAUGCUGUUGAGAAUGAGGAUUAUGCCUUGGCUGCUGAAUUACGUGAUAAAAUUUCCAAACUUGAAGCAGAGUCUCUAGCUGCAUCAGCUAAAGCUUUGGCACAUGAAAAUGCACAAUAUGCAUUCCGAUUGGGGCAGAAAGUGAAACAUAAAAAAUUUGGCUAUAAAGCCGUGAUCUGUGGAAUGGAUCCAGUAUGCGGUGAAUCAAGUUCAUGGAUGGAAAAUGCACAGGUUAACAAAUUGUCUCGUGGUUCCACUCAACCAUUUUAUCAGGUUCUUGUUGAUGUACAUGCUGAACCAAAUCUAUUGGUUGCAUAUGUUCCAGAGGAGAAUCUUGUAAUUCCUGACAAACCAGACAUUGGAAGGUUUGAUCAUCCCUACCUCUCUUUUCUAUUCUAUGGAAUGGAUUCAGCUGGAGAUUUCAUCCCAAUUAAACAACUACGAGAGAAGUACAAUAGACCAAGGCAUGAAAUACCCAUUGACCCACCAAAUGAUGAAGAUGGAGGCAAAGCUUAAAUUACCAAUGUGAUGAGACUAUGUGCACUGUUCAUGUGGGUCGGGAAUUUAGAGGUUGAAAAUCUUCUGACAAUUUAUUCAAGAAAUCAGUUGAUUGGCUUUGCAGGAAACUUGAAGACAGGAAAGUGUUCCUUGUGUCGUGUGCACAAUGAUGACUACCUUUCUCUGUGAUCACUCAUGUUAUAUUCUGUACUAUAGGUUUUCAAUUUUCAUGCCUUCAUCACAGUAGUGAAGAUACUGAUUAACUACAUAACCCUGCCUCAUACAUAUAAUGUGUAUAGUGUUAUCCAAAUCAGUUACCUCCUGAAAUGGGAUGGGAGAGGUUGUCUUUAUAAUUGAGCAUAUUUUACUGGAA
This is a messenger RNA of Cajanus cajan (pigeon pea), 1575 nucleotides long. Its product is annotated as uvrB/uvrC motif-containing protein. The record is from RefSeq and is a predicted model, not a curated record. Gene Ontology annotation, molecular function: protein binding; DNA binding. NCBI's taxonomy places the organism in Eukaryota, Viridiplantae, Streptophyta, Magnoliopsida, Fabales, Fabaceae.